Cucurbita maxima (winter squash) is the source of this 1323-nucleotide messenger RNA. RefSeq names its product calcineurin B-like protein 1. The record is from RefSeq and is a predicted model, not a curated record. The transcript is spliced from 9 exons. Gene Ontology annotation, biological process: calcium-mediated signaling. NCBI's taxonomy places the organism in Eukaryota, Viridiplantae, Streptophyta, Magnoliopsida, Cucurbitales, Cucurbitaceae. Gene Ontology annotation, molecular function: calcium ion binding; kinase binding. Bases 429 to 1070 code for a protein of 213 amino acids.
GCCUUUUUGACUCGACCAUGAAUUCCUCUCUCUCUCGCUCGCAUAAUUCUCUUUAUAAUCUUUGUUUUUGCUUUGGCGCUCUUUUUCAUACUCACUCUAAUCCAAAUGGCACUUCAAUCAUCGCUGUUCCCAUUUGCUUUUCUGGAAAAAACGACGAGAAAUUUGUAGCGAAGCUCCUUCUUUCUCCUCCAAUUUUCCGCCCUUCGAUCGUUACAUAAAACCCUGUCAUAAUCUCUAAAGCUCGCUUGGAUUGCAACCUAAUUCGUUUACUUCUUCUUUUUCCGUCGAGCUUUUGGGGAUUUUGGGCUGAAUUCUUUGCUGUUGAUUUGCUGGUUGUGUGCUUGUGUUGGGGUCUAUCAAGUAUUGUAGUGAAGUCAAGGUGCUGCGUUGGGAUUGCUUUGUAGUACACCAAUCUUCGUCUUCAGUAAAUGGGCUGCAUUUUUUCUAAAGAAAACAGACAAUUUCCAGGAUAUGAAGAUCCUAUAAAUCUUGCCUCACAAACAGCUUUUAGUGUCAGUGAAGUUGAAGCAUUGUUUGAGCUGUACAAGAGCAUCAGCAGUUCUAUCAUAGAUGAUGGUUUAAUAAACAGGGAAGAAUUUCAGCUGGCCAUUUUUAAUAACAGAAAGAAGGAAAAUCUGUUAGCAAAUCGGCUCUUUGAUCUAUUUGAUGUUCAGCAGCAAGGGUUCAUUGAUUUUGGUGACUUUGUAAGAUCAUUGAGUGUCUUUCAUCCUAAUGCUCCCGAGGAAGACAAGAUUGAAUUUUCGUUUAAGCUUUACGAUUUGGAUAACACUGGAUUCAUUGAGCGGCAAGAGGUGAAGCAGAUGCUAAUUGCCCUUCUUUCUGAAUCUGAGAUGAAGCUGGCUGAUGAGACAAUAGAGAUAAUCCUUGAUAAGACAUUCAUGGAGGCUGAUGUGAAGGGAGAUGGGAAGAUAGACAAGAGUGAAUGGCAAAGUUUUGUGUGUAAGAAUCCAUCAUUAUUGAAAGUGAUGACGCUUCCAUACUUGAGGGACAUAACAACCACCUUCCCAAGUUUUGUGUUUAAUUCUGAGGUGGAUGAGAUUGCCUCGUAACAGAGGAAGCUAAGAAGCUGUUGUUGUUGUUUUCUUUGAAGGGAAGAAAACAGAACUGAGUUUACUGAUUCAACCCAAUUAUGAGACAUUUUCCCUUUCCUUCCCCCACACAUAAUAAAUAAGUUUUAGGAAAAUAUAUCAGUGUUAUAAGUGUUUGUUAAGAAUGAGAAAUAGAAUUGGGAUCGAAAGUAUGAUCUUCAUUAAUGUUUACAACGUUUGAAUAGGAUACAAACUAUCAACCAAUACUUAAAAA